UUCCCGAUUUAUAUUUGUGUGAGACCUAAAAUUGUAUUGAUUUUCUGAAGUACCAAAUUAGCCUUUUUAUAGGCUCCCAACUUUAGCGCGUGGCAUGCAUAAAACUCACGUAACAUCUUCGUAAAUUCCCGAAACAUCAGGACCCAAAAUGGUCAUUUUGCGAAAUAAGUAUCACACGAGUUGAAAACAACUGAACCCCUCUCACGUGUACACUUCGCACGCACGCGAUCCACAUCCUCUUUUGAUUGUUUGAUUCCUUCCAACACAUUGUGUUCUAAUAGAGAGAGAUGAACAGUGCCGAAUUGGAAUGAUUGGGCGUGCGCUUUUGGAGGCAAACAAAUUGCACGCUGUUAUUGAACUCGAACCAUUUUUGCUUUCACUUGCAAAGAAAUCAAAUCCUAUAACGCUAACACAAUGCAAUCAAAUUCAUGCAAAACUCAUAAUCACCCAAUGCAUUUCACAAACCCAUUUAGCCAACACCCUUUUGAGUUUCUAUUCAAAAUCUGCAAACUUUCGCCAUGCCCACCAACUGUUCGACAAAAUGCCUCACAGGAACGUUGUCACUUGGACAACCUUAAUUUCAUCACAUCUCAAAAAUGGGUCACUCCCAAAAGCCUUCGAGAUGUUCAAUCACAUGCGUGCAUUGGACGAGAGACCCAAUGAGUACACUUUCUCUGUUCUGCUUCGAGCUUGUGCCAACCCUACUUUUUUCAAUGUGGGUUUGCAGAUUCAUGGCUUGCUUGUUCACUGUGGAAUUGAAAGAGACAAAUUUGCUGGGAGUUCUCUUGUGUAUUUGUACUUCAAAGGUGGCAAUGAUUUAAGGGGCGCGUGGCGUGUUUUUUAUGGAUUGUUGGAGAGAGAUGUUGUUGCUUGGAAUGUUAUGAUUUCUGGGUUUGUUCAAGUUGGUGACUUAUGCAUGGUGCAAUCGUUGUUUUCUGAAAUGUGGGAUGUACAAGGUUUGAAACCUGAUAAUAGUACCUUUGUGAGUUUACUCAAGUGUUGUUCUUUUUUGCAAGAGGUGAAGCAAAUCCACGGGCUUGUGUACAAGUUUGGUGCUGAAGUUGAUGUUGUGGUUGAGAGUGCUAUGGUUGACUUGUAUGCUAAAUGUGGGGAUGUGAGUUCUUGCAGGAAAAUCUUUGACUCUAUGGAGGAAAAGGAUAAUUUUGUUUGGAGUUCAAUGAUUUCAGGCUAUACCAUGAAUAAAAGAGGAGAGGAAGCUGUGCAGUUUUUCAAGGAUAUGUGUAGACAAAGGGUGAAACUGGAUCAACAUGUGUUAUCUAGUACUGUGAAAGCUUGUGUUGAAAUAGAGAACUUGGAAAGUGGAGUUCAAGUUCAUGGAUCAGUGAUAAAAAACGGGCAUCAGAAUGAUUGUUUUGUAGCAAGUGUGUUGAUGAAUCUCUAUGCAAGUUUCGGUGAACUAGGGGAUGUUGAAAAGUUGUUUAGAAGGAUUAACAAUAAAGAUAUUGUAACAUGGAACUCUAUGAUCUUGGCUCAAGCUCGGCCGGGUCGGGGAUCUGGUUGUUCUAUGCAACUAUUGCAAGAGCUUCGUCGAACAACCCUCUUGCAGAUUGAAGGUGCCACUCUGGUUGCUGUUUUGAAGUCUUGUGAGAAUGAAUCGGACUUACCAGCAGGUAGACAAAUUCAUUCACUUAUAGUGAAAUCAAGUAUGUGUCAUCAUACUUUGGUUGGCAAUGCAUUAGUCCACAUGUACUCUGAGUGUAAACAAAUAGGUGAUGCAUUUAAAGCUUUUGUUGACAUUGUAUGGAAAGAUGAUAGUUCUUGGAGUUCUAUUAUUGGAACUUGCAAACAAAAUGGUAUGGAAUCAGAAGCUUUAGUGCUAUGCAAAGAGAUGUUGGCUGAAGGAAUCAAUUUUACAAGUUAUAGCCUUCCGCUAUGUAUUUCAGCUUGCUCUCAACUUUCAGCUAUAUGUGAGGGAAAACAACUCCAUGUUUUUGCUAUCAAGUCUGGUUACAACCGCGAUGUCUACGUUGGAAGUUCCAUUAUAGAUAUGUAUGCUAAAUGUGGAAACAUGGAGGAGUCAGAGAAAGUUUUCGAAGAACAAUUAGAGCCGAAUGAAGUGACUUUCAAUGCCAUGAUCUGUGGAUAUGCACAUCAUGGAAAAGCACAACAAGCCAUAGAAGUAUUGAGUAAGUUAGAGAAGAAUGGUGUGACCCCUAAUCAUGUAACUUUCUUAGCAUUGAUGUCAGCUUGUAGCCAUGCAGGCUAUGUAGAAGAAACUUUGCAUUUGUUUACAUUGAUGAUUGACAAAUACAAGAUUAAGCCAAAAUCCGAGCAUUAUUCAUGCCUGGUUGAUGCCUACGGUCGGGCGGGAAGGCUGGAGGAAGCUUACCAAAUAGUGCAAAAGGAUGGAAGUGAAUCAGCAUGGAGAACAUUACUAGGUGCUUGUAGGAAUCAUAAUAAUACAGAAAUUGGAGAAAAAUCUGCUAUGAAGAUGUUAGAAUUGAAUCCAAGUGAUCAUGCUCCAUAUAUUCUUCUUUCGAACCUUUACAUGGAAGAGCGAAAAUGGGAAGAAGCUCUUAAAUGCAGGGAAAAAAUGGCUACGAGUUGUGUGAAGAAAGAUCCAGGAAGUAGUUGGUUGAUUUGAGGAUAAUGUAUUCUUUAUCAAUGAAUCACUGUUCGUAGAGGGCAUUAAAACGAAGUUUCUGAUGCUUUAUCAUUUGUUAAUACAUUUUGGCAGUUAUUAUCGCUCUGAUCACAAGUUCACAACAUCCUUGUCCUACAACUUUGUUGAGUGACAGAAAAUAUGCAAUGGAAUGCAAUAACUAUUUUUUGCAGACUUCUAUCAUAAUACAUAGUAGAAUACAAUAACUAUUAACGUCAUGAGAGAUGUCGCCCGCAUCACUAUGGGUUUGGACUAAAGAUGUAACAUUAUAUAUAUCAAUUGUCAAGAUUUGAGGAGAGUAAUUUGUUACUGAACUGUUGGGGGAAAAGGAAACUCUUUGCAGAAAUGGGUUUAUUUGCUAAGAUAUAUAUGCUACUGAAAUCACUUUUGAGAAGGGAAACAAGAGUCGUCUAAUAAUUUUGUCUCACUAUUGAUUGGUUUAAAAUAACAAGAUCUUGAUUUUAGCAAAGUAAUGCUUAUCAGUACCUCAAAUUGCAGCAUUAUUUUUAUUUUGAAUGCAAUAGACAAAAUUAGUUAAAUUAGUCCAUCAAAUUUAUGAAAGUGCAAGUUAGUACCAUACGAUGAAGGACGUUAUUCAGUUUAGUCAUUCCAUCAAAAUACAUAUUUAAGAAACAUUCAUCAAAACUAUUAUCUUGAACCAUCUCUACUAUACGUCAAGACAAACAAACAUGAAACUUUGAGGGGUACUAUUAAAAAUGCAUUAGUGAGGGGUAUUUUCUCUACAUGGCAUGGUGAUGAAUGUAAAAUAAGUCAUGUAUACAUUUAUUUAUUAUUAUUAUUAGUAUAAAUUAUGAACUACACCUAAUCAAUCCAUUUGAUUUUUGUAGAUUAGUUUGUUUCUGCAAGAAGCAAUUUUCAUGGCAUAUAUGGUUUGUUCUGAUACAUUUGCUAUGACAUGCAAAAUCAAUCAUCUUGAGAAGUCAUGACCAAGUGUGAAUUCAUGUUUGGUUCCAAUUAGUUGAAUCUUGAAUACCAUCAUCUGGACAUAUACUACUUAACUUUCCAGUCUUUACUAUAAUUUAAUCAUAUUCAGAUGUAUAACACCUUUCUGUAGAGGCAUGGAAACACAGAAUUAUUGUAUUGCAAUCUUGUUUCAACAGUAAAAUUAAAUUCUCAGUUUUAAUUGCAUAAUUUGCAUUGCUGCAUUUGGAAAAUGAAGGCAAAAAUAAUAUUUUCUAUUCAUUUAUCAGAAUUAAAAGUGCAAACAUCAAUGUAUCACACUACUUGUAACAAUAUACACACAUUAUCAGUUAAUUUAAUUUGGUGCAAACAGUAUCCAUCGAAAGCAGAAUUCUUCUGAGGUGAAAAUUGUUAUUUAAAAAGCACUCAGCUUUUAAUGGAAAUCUGCAUAAGAUAACUUGAAAAAUUGUAAAAUAAAUGACAAACCACUAAAUAUAAAAGCACUUUACAGACAUAAUCUUACCAAUCAUGGUAUAAAAAAAUUCCAAAGCAAGAGUAACUUGAACAGAAACAUGGUGUUAGUCCCACAUUGGUAGUUCCCCUAUAUAAUAAACCCAAAACCCCAAAUGAAUACACCAGAGCUGCUUUGUUAUAACGGAAACACCAUAUUAGUCCCACAUCGUUUGAGCUCGAAAAAACUCAAAUGUUUUUAUACCUGAACAUGAGCACCAUAGGCCACGAUCUUACUUGAACAGGAUCUGUUCUAUAGGAUUGUACUACUGUGUCCUUAAUUUCUAAGGAAACAGGAACCUAAGUCUGGUGGAUGAACCAUGACCGUGUGAUCAGAGCGUGAUUAACGGCGACGAUGAUCUCCAGUAUCUGGGCAUCAUCUUCCAGCUGUAGAGGAUCGUUCUCAGCCAGUGUCUACUGAUUGCGAUGGUCACGCGGUUGUCUGACAGAUUCGAUACUUU
Cicer arietinum (chickpea) is the source of this 4515-nucleotide messenger RNA. RefSeq names its product pentatricopeptide repeat-containing protein At4g13650-like. Gene Ontology annotation, biological process: RNA modification. Lineage: Eukaryota; Viridiplantae; Streptophyta; Magnoliopsida; Fabales; Fabaceae. Gene Ontology annotation, molecular function: RNA binding; protein binding. The record is from RefSeq and is a predicted model, not a curated record.